UUUAAUCAACGUUGUUUUUUCCAAUUUAAACACAAAUUCAUAAUAACAUCAAGAACUAGAGUCUUCUAUAUUAAAAACCUUGGUGCAAAUUCUCAAACAGAAAAGAGAGUAGAAGUGAACAUUAAAAAUGGCCAACUCUAGUACAAGUGUUCUUCUUCAUCUUAUUCUUCUUUUAUUAUCACAUAUUUUAUUCCAAGUUGCUACAUGUGGAUCCAUAGUAAAGUUUCUUCCUGGAUUCAAUGGACCUCUUCCUUUUGUUCUUGAAACUGGGUAUGUGGGAGUGGGAGAAAAUGAUGAUGUGCAAGUGUUUUACUAUUUCAUUGAAUCUGAGAACAAUCCAAAGGAAGAUCCUCUCAUGCUUUGGCUCACUGGUGGACCUGGCUGCUCUGCUUUGUCUGGCCUUAUCUUUGAAAUUGGACCUCUUGGAUUUAGAAAGGAGGAAUACAAUGGGAGUUUGCCUAAUUUGAUUUUGAAGCCACACUCAUGGACAAAGGUGAGUAACAUUAUAUUUGUAGAUUUGCCUGUAUACACAGGCUUCACUUAUGCCACAACAAAUCCAGGGUCUGAUCGAAGCGACUCGAUAUUAGUUCAUCAAGCUCAUCAAUUUCUUAGAAAGUGGUUAGUUGAUCAUCCAAAAUUUCAAUCAAAUGAAAUUUAUAUUGGUGGAGAUUCAUACUCUGGAGUUCCUGUUCCAGUAAUUGUUCAUAAAAUUGUAGAAGGAAAUGAAAAAGGUACCCAACCUUGGAUUAAUCUCCAGGGAUACUUGUUGGGGAAUCCUGUAACAGACAGAAAGGAAAAAAACUAUCUAAUCCCUUUUGCUCAUGGAAUGGGACUCAUAUCUGAUGAAUUGUACAACUCACUCCAAAUAAAUUGCAAUGGAGAGUAUAUAAAUGUAGAUACCACAAAUGUCUUAUGUUCUAGAGAUAUCAAAUCAUUUGACAAGUGUACAUCAGGACUUAAUACAGCUCAUACUUUAGACCCAAAAUGUGAGUGGCGUGAUGAUACUGAAAAGUUUCUGAGGAGAUCUCUAAUUAAGAAAUAUCCUUCCAACUUUCUCACUACAAAUCUCAGACUGCCUCCAAUAAGCUGUCGAAGUUAUUCGUAUUUUCUUUGCGGUUUUUGGGCCAAUGAUGAUAAUGUUCGCAAAGCAUUGCACAUACGUAAGGGUAGUAUUGGAAAAUGGCACCGCUGUUCCUAUAAUAUACCUUUUAAGAGAGAUAUCUUUAACACCUAUGACUAUCAUGUAAAUCUCAGUAGAAAAGGCAUUCGUUCACUAAUUUACAGUGGCGAUCAUGACAUGACAGUUCCAUUCUUAGCGACACAAGCAUGGAUUAGAUCUUUAAACUAUUCAAUUGUUAAUGAUUGGAGACAGUGGCAUACAAAUGACCAAGUUUCAGGAUAUACAAGGACUUACUCUAAUAAUAUGACAUUUGCAACUGUGAAGGGUGGAGGACACACAGCUCCAGAGUUCCGACCCGAAGAAUGUUUUGACAUGUAUAGUAGGUGGAUAUCAAAGAGAGUUUUGUAGAAAUAAACUAAAAUAAACUAGUAAAAAAUAUUUAUCACUUGGCGUGACACAUUAUAUAUAUAUAUGGUCAGAAUCAAAUGACACCAAGGUGUCAAACUUAGUAACAUGACACCUCCUAUAACUCUUUACCGCAUAUUCAUAUGAUAAAAUCCACCGUUGGAUUGAAAGUUAUUAUCAUAUAGAUUAUGUAUAUAAAAUUUAUCAUCAAUCGAAAAUCAUUCGACAUGCCAGCGAGAUACAUUAAAACUAACAUCUUACAAAAUUUCAUGAAAACUAUUAAUUUUUGUUAUUCUCCUAAACAUAUCAAAUAAUUUUUUAUUGAUGUGAAAAUUUAUAAGCGUGAUCUAUAUAAUAAUGCCUUUCAAUCCAAUGUUAGAUGUUAUUAUACGGACAUGAGGUGGAGAGUUAUCAGAUGUGUGAUGUUACUAAAUUUGACACAUUGAUGUCAUUUGAUCCUCAUUCAUCUUCUAUCAUGUGUAUACUUAUCCAUUUCCAGUGAAUUUCAUAUCAUUUCAUCUUAUCCAUUUCCAGUGAAUGUCAUAUCAUUUCAUCUUCUAUCAUGUGUUAAUGAUCUUGAUUGCAUCACAAGAAACAAAAGUUACACUAACAAUUGCCAUCAAAAGUCUUGUUUAAUACUAGAGAAAUUGGUUUCGAUACCAAAAGGUUGGUUAGAUUCUAGAGAAAUAUUUGUUUCUAUGCUAGUGUGUGAUUUGGUAUUCUAUAUUAGAGGAAUCAUUUUCGAUACCAUAAAUAAUUAUUUCGAUAUCUGAGUUGGUUUUGAUACAAGGGAAACAUGAGAGAAUUGUGAGGGGUCAUAUUAUUUGGAAACACAGAGUGAGGAGUGAUUCUAGAGUGAUCAUGAUCAUCAAGAAUGAACACAAAUGAUGGCUUUUCAUCAAACCUUUUAAUUCUUGAUGCAAGUAAGUGGAAAAGAUGAAGUAUUUGUAUGAAAUCAUUGUUUGAUGACACGCCACAAGUGCAAAACUAUAUAAAAAAAAUAGUAUUGUUCGGAGACCAUAAAAUUGACCUUUUUCCGAUAACAAAUUACAGACAUAAUUCUUAUUACACCUUGGACGUAAUAUGCAAUGUCUUGAGCUAUUUUCUUCACUUUUAUGAUUUUUCUUCUAUGCUUUGUGCUUUUGGUUCCGAUGGCUUUUCAUUGUGUACUUGGAUCUUUUUAACAACCACUAUUUUCCUGAAAUACCAAACAAACAGACAAAUAAAAUCAAACAAUUUGGAAAAAGUAGCUAAAAUCGCAAGAAACAAACACCAAAUUUAACAUAAAGCACAACUAAAAAUAGACUUAUCGUUUGGAGCUCAAGAAGUGAUUGAGAUGGUGCAUAAUGAUAAUGAAGAAUGUGAGUGGUACCAGAGGCAGAAUGAGGAAAAAACUGUGUGUGGGCCAGUAAAGUAAACUAUAAUAUUUAAAUUAAAUACAAAAAUCAUAUUAUAUAUAAAGUUUAAGUCGUAAUAAGCACAAAAUUGAUUACUAAAAAAUACUAUAUAUCUUAAAAUAAUACUCUACAUGCAGUGAGUGACUUGAAAUCAUCAAUAAAAGAAUUUGAACUAAUACAUGCACUUAUUUUACUUUAAAGUAAACAUUCAUGUUAUCGGCUAGAAAUUGACCUUUCAUCUUAUUUCGCAACUUAGUCUUGAUAAUUUUCAUUGCCGAAAAAGAUCUCUCAGUUGUGGUAGUAGAAACUGGAAGAGUCGGGAUAAGACGGAGUAGUCUAUUAAUCAAGAAGUAAAGUUUAUUCCUAUUAGUUGCAACCAAACGCGGACAUAAUUUUUGAAUAGUUGAUAAAUUCUUCAAAUCUGCUGAUUGAUGGGAAUCAAUAAGAAAUCGCCAAAGCUGAAAUGGCAAAAUAAUCUUCUCCUGCUCAUUGAAAUCCAAAGAAUAAUAUUUUUCAACUACAGUGCAAAUAGUAUCAAUGUCAAAAGCUUUAUAACCACCCUUAGGAAUCAAAGCACAACUUAGAGUUAACAAAUCCAUUGCUUGCUCAUUAAUUCUACUAUUCAACUCUUGUAAUUGUUGCUCAGUAAUAGCAAAAAAUAUUUCCACUUUAAA
Molecule: messenger RNA, 3596 nt
Organism: Vicia villosa (hairy vetch)
Lineage: Eukaryota; Viridiplantae; Streptophyta; Magnoliopsida; Fabales; Fabaceae
Product: serine carboxypeptidase-like 11
Exons: 13
Coding region: 128-1528 (466 amino acids)
Biological process (GO): secondary metabolic process; proteolysis
Molecular function (GO): serine-type carboxypeptidase activity; acyltransferase activity, transferring groups other than amino-acyl groups
Source: RefSeq, a predicted model, not a curated record